This is a messenger RNA of Planococcus citri (citrus mealybug), 4449 nucleotides long. RefSeq names its product intraflagellar transport 54 (gene IFT54). Gene Ontology annotation, biological process: regulation of microtubule cytoskeleton organization; intraciliary transport; cilium assembly. The transcript is spliced from 12 exons. Gene Ontology annotation, molecular function: microtubule binding. NCBI's taxonomy places the organism in Eukaryota, Metazoa, Arthropoda, Insecta, Hemiptera, Pseudococcidae. Gene Ontology annotation, cellular component: centrosome; ciliary basal body; intraciliary transport particle B. The record is from RefSeq and is a predicted model, not a curated record. The coding region runs from base 402 to 2378 and encodes 658 amino acids.
UCAGUCAUACUUGAGUGAUCAUUCUGAUCAGUGCAUAAUGAGCCAAUUUAUGACAAAAAGGAAGUAUUUAUUUCGUUAUUGCAAAUGAUAUUGCAUCUUGCUCUCGAGGUAUUCGAAGAUGAAGUUUGAAAUAUUCGCCAGCUUCCCAUAUUUCGAAUUUCAAGGCUGAUUUUUCUCAAAAUAAUUUAUUUUACUCAAGAUGUAUCUAAGGAAAUUCUUCGUCUUUCAACUUCUCCAAUUCUUCGUUCGUUCGAGUAUCAAAUUACAUUAUCUAUUCAUGAUAGAUAUAUGGUUCCUAUGGUAACAAUGUUGACAUGUACCUAUAUCUUCACAAUAUUAAUAUGAAUCUUUCUUCAAAAAACAAUAACACGUGUAUUGUGUCGAACAACACUUGAAGGAAUAUGACAGAAGAAGUUAAUUCCUCGUUAAUCAAAGAAGUACAAACUGGUCUAGGUAAAUACAUCAAGAAGCCACCGUUGAAUGAAAAAUUGCUCAAGAAACCACCAUUCCGGUAUUUGCACGAUCUAAUUACAUCGAUUAUACGCGAGACUGGAUUUCUCGAUGGACUGUAUUCAGCUACCGAACUGAGUUCUGAAAACGUUAAAGAUAAAGAUGCCAAAUUAAAUUUCCUCGAUAAGUUAAUCUCGGCUGUUAAAAAAGUUACCGGUAAAAAUGUAGCUGCUCGUUCUGGUAAAAUUAUCGCUGGGUUGGAAGUAAAUAAAACAUUAGAGCUGUUGUUAAUUAUUGCAAAAGCUAUCGAAGAUAAAGUUGACAGUAAAUCCAUUCUGAUCGAAAGUACUGAAAAUGGCAACGAAAAGGCUCCUAAAUCGAUAAAGAAAGACGAUAAACCGGAAAAAUCUGCCAUUCCAAGACCUAAACCGAAUACCGAAGUUAAAACAUCGAGUAAAACUACCUCAUCGAAGAAUGAUCCCGCUCCUGCCAAAACCAAACCAUCAUCAAAAUCCGAUACUCCGAGUUCGAAACCUACUACAUCUAAACAAAAUUCAGUCAAUUCCAAAACUGAAACGAACGUAAAAAGACAGGAUACCGAAGGAUCGUCUAAUAUUUCAGAUCAACCCGUAUCUACUAAAAACUCUACGAAAGAACCAUCUAGAGAUAAGAGCUUGACUCGUAAAAAUAGCGUAUCAGAUAGAAGCAGCGCCUCUUCUAGGAAAAGUUCGGGUCAAAGUAAAUCUUCAUCUUUGAGAAAACCAUCGUUGAAAGAUACUACGAGUAGUAAAAAUCUCAAUUCCGUUGAAAAUGUGAUUCAAGAAGAGCACGAGAGUUCUUCGAGGCUAAAGGAACCCGAACCUGCGAGUAAUGGCAACGUUAACGGAGAUAUCAAAGAAAAUGGGCACCAAAAUAAUAUUCUUAACGACCCAAAUGGAAAUAAAUCCGAUCCCGAAUCCACUCCGGUGAUUAAUGAUGAGCCUAAAAUUAAAACUCCUCCUCAAGAUUCUCAUUUGACUGAUACUAUUGCGAAUAAAAAGGAAAAAUCACCGGUUAACAAGAAGGAAAGUGUACCUGUUCAGAGGCCUGGUUCAGCAAGGCCCGGAUCGAGACGUGUUUCUUACAGUAAUUCGCUUCAAAAUGGCGAACCGGAAACCGGGUCUUCGAAAGAAUCUAAAACCGAAAAGAAAACUGAUUCGGAAGAACCUCCUUCGAUACCUGUCACAAGACCACGUACAGCCACAAGACCUCCAAGUGCUCGACCCGGAGCUCCUCGCAUUAGAGACAGGGGAGAAGUUUCAGUAAAUGAUGAAACAAAAACUCCAUUGGCAAAUAUAAAUGUAAUCGAAGAAGGCAAAGCUGACCAAAUUAUCGACGAAAAAGAUAAUUUCAUCGUUAUAGAAUCUGAACAAAGUGUACCUGCUUUGAUGAACGAUUCAGACCAGAUCAACGAUCAAGAUCAAGGCCAAUUAGUCAACCAAAUUCUACAAACGCAAAAAGAACUCAACGAAAGCUUAACCGUAGACGUUUCUCAACAUAAACACUCCGAAAUUGAGUGGGAAGCUGGUAGACAACGAGAACGAGACAUUGUGGGAAAAGAAAUAGAUAAAAUUAGAUCCGUCAUUCAAACAUUAACUAGCGCAGCGAAUCCGCUUGGUAAAUUAUUCGAUUUUUUGCAAGAAGACGUCGACGAAAUGCAAAGAGAACUUCAGCAUUGGAAAAAAAUCAACGAAAAUUUACAAAAGCAGCAAUUAGCUGAAAUGAAUACUGGAAAAAUGUUCUUGCAGCCUUUACAAAAGCAACUGGAAGAUGUUGAAAAUAGUAUUCAAGAAGAGUACGUACAAAUUGCCAAUAUUAAGGGUACCAUUUUGUUGAAUGAUGAAAAAAUCACCAAACUGAUUCACGCGAUACAAACUCGUACGAAAUAAUGAAGAGAUUGAGAUUCACAAUGAUGGUACGAUUCGGUGAAAAUUUAAAUGAAAAUCAACCUGCAGCUGUUUUCUAUUAAAAUGAUUUACUUUCUAAUAUGAAUGAUGAAUUUCUUCAAAUUAUGUAGUCUGUGAUACCCAUCUUUUUAAUAGGUAGGUAUAUUCGCCUCACGACUUUUUUCAAGAGCAAGAACUUUUAUCAUCUCCAUUCACAUUUUUUAAAAAAUGAUUUACGAUACUGACGACCUACUCAGAAAUUAAUUUUAAUUGUUUUUUGGUUGAAAAUUAUCGUUCGAAGUAACACCAAUUUGAUUUAUGACGUUUGCAAUGAGAUAAGCUUUGUUCAUGUUGGGUACCUACUACCUACUGCGAAUUUAAUUUUUUCACUGGUUCGGUAUUGUGACCGUUGAACUCUUAUCAACAAAUGACCUCAAAUAUGCUCGAAAUUCUUCAGGUGUUCAUUUUCUUCGCGUUAUAGGUAGCUGUAUAUUUUCCAAAACCAGAAUGAAACAUCUGAAAUGAGUAUAAUUCUCAUAUUCGAUGAUUUUAGAAACCCCUGUCUCAAAUUCGAUAAAAUUUAAUACUCGACGAUAAUUUUACAAUUUUUCGUCGUAAAAAUUGAGAGCACGUUGAGUUACAAUGUGAUAACGAUGACAGAAAGUGUGUAUACAUAACAAUAUUUUCCUCUACCGGGAUCGAGACAAUAUUUUUUACAGAUAAGCUCGUAUCUUUCAAGUGUUCAAAAAUAUUGUACACUCGUUUAAUCAAUAUUUACGUACAUUUAAUUCAAUUUUUAUACCCUCGAAUACGAUCGUCAUAAAUAUUAUUGAAAGAAACCAACAAUAGAAAAAGUUUGUUUUAUUUAAAACAUAAUAACGAUAUGUAAGUAAACAAACGAAAAAAUUACAAAACUAGAUUGAUAACAAUUCUUUUUUUUUAUCCAUUUAAAAAAAAGGGUAAAUCGCAUCGAUACGAUUAAAGUUUGGCAUGAUAGGAGAAAAACACGUUUUUCUCCAGCCACAUCACAAAACCACGCAGACUGUUGUACUUGCAACAACUCAAACGGCGUUAAUAAAUUUAUAUACAUAGAUACACGAUUACGAGAUGAAUUAUGUUUUACAUAAUAAUGUAUUAUAAUAUUGCACUCGAUCCGUAAAUUAUUAUUAUUGCAGCAAAAAUAUUACACACAUUCGAAUGAACGAAAUACAUGAAAUGAGAAUAAGGAACAUCGAAUCAAAGGCCCCAGCCUGACUAAAUAGUUUGUUCGCAUCACAAAAAAAACAACACCAGGAAUAAUUUACGAAUAUCAAACAAGCGGAAUAAUAAACAGUGAAGCUCAACACAUCGUAACGGUUAAUUUAGCUGCGUAAAAAAAAAAGGCAAGACGGGGGAGGAUUCGUUAAAAGUGAGCAUGAGAAUGAGGGAAAGAGGAGAAGAAGAAGAAAAGGUACACGAUAAAAUGGUAUUAAUAUUUAACUAAUGGCUGUAGCACGUACGGGUAAUACGGUGCUCGUGAUGGCAUUCAACUAUAGUUCGAAUAUUUCUUCUUGUUUUUCUUGCAAUCUUUGCAAACUAUUGCGUACCGUUUUGCCUUGAGUGACCACUGAUGGCAUUUCGUACGAAUUCACACUGUUGUAUUGACGCUGUUGUUGUUGUUGUUGCUGUUUCAAUCGAGACAUGGCUGGUUUACGUCGCGUCGAUGAGCCAUUCAGUUCGGAAGCGAAUCUGAAACACGACGAUAAGUUUCGUUAAACGUUUCACAUUUAGAGUAACUUUAAGAUAGAAUAAAGGUACAGACAGGCUUUUAUCUUGAGUGAGUUUAACUUGUUGAGCUUUGUUCGCGAUAUCGGCAUCGAUUCGGUUCAGGAAAUCGUUAUAACUAUCUAAAUCGUCAUCGUUUUUACAACUGGAAGCGGACGAAUGAACGGAAUCAGCUUUAUGUACGCCGUUCGAAACUGGUUUCACGUCAUCUAUCGAUUGAUUAAGAAAUAAAUCCGAUUCGGUCGGAGAAUCGAAUGAUGAUAUCGACGUCGACGGUAACGAUUUGCUUUUCAUCACCGGAAUAAGUAAA